Molecule: messenger RNA, 1144 nt
Organism: Astyanax mexicanus (Mexican tetra)
Lineage: Eukaryota; Metazoa; Chordata; Actinopteri; Characiformes; Acestrorhamphidae
Product: gastrula zinc finger protein XlCGF49.1-like
Exons: 2
Coding region: 400-1062 (220 amino acids)
Biological process (GO): regulation of transcription by RNA polymerase II
Cellular component (GO): nucleus
Molecular function (GO): DNA-binding transcription activator activity, RNA polymerase II-specific; RNA polymerase II cis-regulatory region sequence-specific DNA binding
Source: RefSeq, a predicted model, not a curated record
CCUCAGCUGGUUCAGAUCUGCUGGAGUGAUCCAGCCCAUAAACCAUCCAUCCAUCCAGCCCUCCUCUUUCAGUGUGAUUUACAGGGAGGGGAGCUCCAGAGAACCGCAGAAACCCUGAUUAUACACUGAGUAUCCUCUCUCUGAACCUGUUUAGAGGUGAAAGUACAGGUGAUGAUGAUGAUGUGAUGAUGAGGAGGAUCCUGAACCCUGAAACAUCCUCCAGACAUCCAGAGAAGAGCAGACUCCAGUAAACCCCAACAACCCCAUACAGAGACCCGAUGAGGAGCCAAUCAUCAGUCUGCUGACCCCCAGCUUGAGCUCUUAUACUCAAAUAAAGGUACAGCCAUAUAUUAUAUAUUAUAUAAAAACCAUAUAUUAUCCUCUAAUAGAGAUACAGCCAUGCCUCACGGACACACAGACCAGCAGCCCGGUCACCUGCAGCCCGGUCACCUGUGCCCCCAGUGUGGGAGGAGCUUCUCCCGGCAGAGCAGGCUGGAGGUACACCUGCGGGUUCACACAGGUGAGCGGCCAUACCUGUGCUCCCAGUGCGGGAAGAGUUUCGCUCAGCUGGGAGGAAUCCUGAGACACCGGCGGGUUCACACCGGAGAGAAACCGUACUGCUGCCCGGACUGCGGGAGGAGCUUCACCCAGCAGGGUAACCUGCAGCAGCACCGGCGGGUUCACACCGGGGAGAAGCUCUACUGCUGCUCCGACUGCGGGAGGAGAUUCGCUCAGAACCGAACCCUCCAACGACACCGGCUGGACCACACCGGAGAGAAGCCGCAUCAGUGCCCGGACUGCGGGAAGAGCUUCGGAGACCGCGGCGGCCUCUGGACUCACCGGCGCAUUCACACCGGGGAGAGGCCGUACUGCUGCCCGGAGUGCGGGAAGAGCUUCUACCAGCUCUCCCACCAGCAGGAGCACCAGCGCAUCCACACCGGAGAGAAGCCCUUCCACUGCCCCGAGUGCGGCAAGAGUUUUAUGGGGAAAAGCAACCUCAGAAAACACCAGCGCAUCCACACCAGACCGAAAGCACGCGCGCGUUUAUUUAACCCACGAUAAUUCACUCGUUUUUCAUAAAAAUACAUGUUUACACUUUUUUUUGUUUCACUACUUUAUUACUUUUGAAAGACCAACAUAUAAA